UUAUUUAUCACCCAGGAAAGAUGGCAGGCGUGCAACCGCCACCUCUCCGGACCUUGGACGAUUUUCUCCUGACCUCGGCCCGGUUCUCCGUGCCAGAUGUGCGCAACCUGGACCGCUGGAACAACCGCAUCAUCAACAACCUGCUGUACUACCAGAGCAACUAUUUCCUCUCCGCGCUGGGCUUCCUGCUCAUAGUCGGGUAUUUCCAGCCCUUCCAUCUAUUUGUCGGGGCUACCGUGGUUACCUUGUUGUUCCUGGGCUUCGUCUGGGCCGCCGAGAACCAAGCACCCAUUCGCCGUUUCCGCAGAAACCACCCGUCUGUCUCAGUGUUGGCCAUUCUUUUGGCCAGCUACCUCUUCAUAUCAGUGCUGGGAGGCGUGGCCGUGUUCCUGUUUGGGAUAGCGUUCCCUAUACUGAUGAUUCUCGUGCACGCGUCGGUGAGGCUGCGCAGCCUCAAGAACAAGCUGGAGAACAAGCUGGAGAGCAUCGGCCUGAAGAGGACGCCCAUGGGUCUCCUGCUGGAGGCGCUGGGACAGGAACAGGAGGCCGGGUCCUAGAGGAGACGGAGACGAGGAGGAGAUGUGGAGGGGUGAGGGAUAAGUUGGGGAAUGAAAGGAGGAAUGCGAGUGAAGACGCAGGUUGGAAAUGGGCGUGGGAGUGAAGUAAAACCAGGGAUAAGAGCUUUGCUGCAGCGCAAGAGGAGGAACAAAUAGGAAAAGGAAAAGAUUUGGAAAGUGGACGGAUGAGAUGUCAGACGAUCUCAUCCGAUUUUUGCCAAACGUCGCUCUUAAAGCACACCGUUUUGUCUGCUCAUGUACCACAACGUGAGGUAUUGAAGCCAUAGUGUAUUUAGCUCUCUCCUAAGCAUCAUCCUAUCAAGCUUUGAUAAAGGUUCGGGAUUUGUACGGUUUGGGGAAUUGGUUCCAUUUUGUAUAGGAUGCAGAGGAUGUAGUCGCAAUUUUACAAGAAAAAAGGUGGAAUAUUAUAAGAAUAAAACAAUGUGCUAAGUGGAUUAACUUACUGCAUAGCUUUCCACAUACAGAUAUUUGCAAUCCUUGGCUCGGCUAUGCAGGACACCAAAAAUCCGAAACACUAAUUCAAUAUAAACACCAAGUAUCAGAAGCUUUUUCUUUCAGUAUCCUAAAAUCAUUGAGAAUAACAAAAUUGUUAACUUAAUACUCUUGAGAUGCUUUUAUUUUUACAACUUUGCCUUUAAAAAAAAUCUCUCACUAUACUUUUCCAUAAUUUAUUUUUUUCCAGAAUUUUUUUUUUUUUAGAAAUAUUGCAAUUUUUUUCCCAUGGAACUGCACAAUCUCAGUUUUUCUUGUAAAAGUUCAACUUUGUUCCUCAAAGUUUGCUACUUUUCCCUGAAAACUAUCGCUCUUUUUCUUUCGCAUGCCAAAGUACUGAUAGUGCGUCAUCAUCUGUGUAGUAGUUGUACUUAUACGAGCAUUUACAUUCCCUGCAUUAUGGCUACACAACCAACACAAAUAUAGUGCAUACAUACAUACAUACACACACAAAUAUAGUGCAUACAUACACUUAACUUAAACGUUAAGCUCGUGGGCGUGCUAGAUGUCUGCUGGUGUUUAUGAGAAGCAACAGAAAUAGCUGCAAUUAUCUCACCCUAUUGAAAGAUGGAAAUUCAGGUUAUACACCCGGUGACUUAAUAACAUGGACAUUUUGCAGAUUGCAGCGAUCAGUCUGUAUCUUGACAUUUUCCUUAGUGAGUAGCAUUGAAAAGUGACUUAAAAGAAGAGAAGUUAGAAGGAAAGAUUCAUACGAAGAACAAAUUUGAUGUGGGACUUGUUGAGGACCAUUUAGAGCAGGAGUCGUAUAGGAAGCAAACAAAGACUCUACUUCAAACGAAUCCUUUCUGCUACCUAGUUUCUGUAUGUCUCCAGAAUUAAAGGCCUCACCCACAUACCCACUCAUUACAGCCUUCCUCUGCUGGUCAGUGGGAUCUUCCAGUGCUGGCCACCGGUCAACGCUCCACAGGAAGCAAAUGAAUAACUUUAAUUCCUUUAUAACUUAAAUCCUUGUUACCAUGAAGAACCACUAAACGUGAAAUUCCUCGGGUGUCUUGCCACCAUUUUUCUCCUUGUAAUUUGCUCUGUUUUUAGACUUGCACGGCAUUGAUGGUGGGUUGGUCCGCCGCUCUGCUCCAGACUGUAAUAUCCCAACACAGAUUGGGUGGAUUUCAGCGAAAUGCAGCCUUUUGCUGUACAUAGAGGAAGAAGCUCAGUGACUUUAGUGAUCUACAUCCACAAGUAGAGAGCAGAAGCCCUGAAAUCAUGUUUGAGCUAACCUGUAUUCCAUUAGCUUGUAUUCACUAAUUAUUCCAUGGUGGUUAGCUUGUGCUAAUCUUGUUAUCAAACCAUACUGAUGGUAUAAAUUCCGCUAUCAAACGUAUACUUAGCAGUUUGUCGCCACCACACACAAACAAUUUCACCUUUAAACCAAAAUGAUUGCAUUAAUACAGGGUGUAAAACAUUUUUUAGUAUCAACAUGCUAAAAUACGUAAUUAAUGGUUACUGGAAUUGUCAAUGUUGUAACUGAAACAGAAACUAAAUCGAAUGUUGUGGAAAAAUGUUUUAGCAAUGAUGUUUUCUUACUUCUGGAAAACAAUCACACUUUCAAACAAAUACACUUUCUAAAUCAUUGACAUUCCCAUCAGCUAUGUUUUAAGCUGGUAUAGCUUACCAACAUGUUAACAUGCUGCCAAAUGUCAGCCUGUUAGCUUUGUCAUUACGUUAGCAUGCACACGUUAGCAUUUGGCUUAAAGCACCACUGUUCCUGAAGCCUCGCAAAGCUACUAGCUUUGCUGUACGUUAUCAUUAAUUACUUACAAAACUUUGAUUUAAACUAACAGCCAUAAAAGUUUAAACUUAAACUCAACCCAGACCCGAGUGUUAUAAUAUUUGAUUGUUGUUAUUAUUAUUAUUAUUUUUUGUUUGUUUUUUGGAGACUAAAUAAAAUGCACUCCAUUUGUUCUCAAGUGGAAAGAUGUACAAAAAUACCAAGAUUGGAUGGAUUUUCAGUUCAUGUCAGCAAUGUCCUAGUAAAUACUUGUACUGACUGAGAUUCUCGCAUUGAAGGCAUUUGACGAGCUAUUGUAUUAGCCUACUGGCUGCCUGUUAUGGGGACUGUGCAUUAUGUUGUUUUGUUUGAAACUAAUAGAGAAUGGUUGGGAAACUUGUCUUAAACAUUUGUAUGCGCUGCCUGACUGGAGUCGUAAUCUAAGCUAGGCAGCGUAAAAAUUUCCUCUGACUGUAUUUAAUGCACUUGUUAAGAAAUUGAUGAUGACAGCUUUUAUUUUAUGUGUGUAUUUUCGAUUCAUGUUUUGCAUCAUUUAAAGUAUGAGUGCCAUUGUGGAAGGAAGGCCUUUUGAAGUAUUUGGUAACUCACAAGCAUUCAAUGAAUUACUAGAAUGUAAUCUGACAGAGGAAUAUUUCUGUAUUUCUGCACAUUGAUCUAAUGUUACAUGUUAUGAUGAUUCUGAAAUGUCAGCAUUGCCUUCCAUUCAGCUAAAUGUUUGAUUUUUGUCUCACCAACAAACAUCUUUUAGUGUUUUGCCAAUUGCAGAUCAUUUACAUUUUUUUUCUAAAUAAAAAAAGAACGCUGUACCAC
This is a messenger RNA of Mugil cephalus (flathead mullet), 3630 nucleotides long. RefSeq names its product PRA1 domain family, member 2 (gene praf2). NCBI's taxonomy places the organism in Eukaryota, Metazoa, Chordata, Actinopteri, Mugiliformes, Mugilidae. The record is from RefSeq and is a predicted model, not a curated record. The transcript is spliced from 3 exons. Bases 21 to 557 code for a protein of 178 amino acids. Gene Ontology annotation, cellular component: membrane.